ACUUUGUCAACUGUAUAAAAGCGUAAAGAUGUGAAAUAAUUGAUAUCAGUCUUGAAAUAGCGUUUAUCAGCGUUUGACCUAGUGCUUUAGUGGCAGCCUCUCCAAGAACAAGCGAAUCCUCAAAAUCUGAAUCACAAUGUUUAAACUGUUCGUCUUCGCAUGCCUGGUAGUGCUUGCCACCGCCCAGAACCCGGACGCCGAAGCACAGAUCCUCGCACAGGAAUCCGUAAUCAAUCCGGAUGGUUCCUACCAGUACAAGUACGAAACUAGCAAUGGAAUUUCCGCCCAGGAAAGUGGAAUCGGCGGACAGUCGGCCAGUGGUAGCUAUUCCUUUACUGGUCAAGAUGGCGUCCAGUACAGCGUCACCUACACUGCCGAUGAGAACGGUUUCCAGCCCCAGGGUGCUCAUCUGCCGGUGGACGUUCCCGCACCGGAACACGUGCUCCGAUCGCUGGAGCUGAUCCGUGCCAACCCGCCACGAGAUGAUCCCAACUUCAGCAUAGAUGCCUUGAACGCUGCCAUCGCUCGGUUGAGCGGUAAGAAGUAAAGUCCGGUGCCCGCACAAACUUCCUCUGGCCAGCGAACAAAAAACCUGCACAAUACUCCCGAACGAUGAGGCGAAUGCUUCGUACAGCAACAACACGAGAUCCCCGUAGCCCGAGCGAUUGUAAAUAAAAUUAAAAAACUGUUAUUUGAGUAACUGCCAGUUUUAAAUUCUACAUAGUCUUAACGCUGACCCUAGCGGAGCGGAGCAGUGACCUGUGGUGAGCAUAUUGUAGACAACAUGCCCUAAGUACUUUUAUUCGUAAAGUAGUGUGUCAUCGUCGUCGUCUUUAGUUGUUAAUAAAAACGAAACCAUCUGUGUUUUGUAGUCGAAUAUAAA
This is a messenger RNA of Malaya genurostris, 883 nucleotides long. RefSeq names its product cuticle protein CP14.6-like. Gene Ontology annotation, molecular function: structural constituent of chitin-based larval cuticle. NCBI's taxonomy places the organism in Eukaryota, Metazoa, Arthropoda, Insecta, Diptera, Culicidae. The transcript is spliced from 2 exons. Bases 137 to 547 code for a protein of 136 amino acids. Gene Ontology annotation, cellular component: chitin-based extracellular matrix. The record is from RefSeq and is a predicted model, not a curated record.